AUGAAUGCUAUAAAAGUGAUACUAAGGAGUAGAACCCCAUGUGCUGUAGGGAACCGUCUCUAUGCAACUACAAAAAAGAAAAUAUCGGAUCCCGAUGAAGAAGAAUCGCUUCCAAUUUUCCAAUAUCCCGUAAGCAAGAGUUCAGACCGUCGCAUGUAUGUUUGGGGCCUGGCAGAGACUGGUGCGCUUGGGCUCCAUAUGCCUCGCGGGAAAAAAAGCAGGAAGCAAUACAGAAACAAUUUCUCUAUGUGCUGGCACCCAAUGCGAUCAAGUUUUGCCGAGAGAUUUGAUGUAACACAUGUGGCAGCAGGCUAUGGCUUUACAGUAACAUCUAUAAAGACUAGUGAACAACAAAAGGUAUUUGGCACUGGUAUCAACACGGACUCACAGAUUGGAUAUCAUGCACCUAGGAUCGGACAUCCUCUUGAGCUACUGCUGAGUCCUUCUCCUAUAUUUCUGCCCUAUAAAAGUCUGGAAACACGGAUAAUCGGUCUAUCAGCUGGCCGCGCUCACACAGCGGUACUCACGGACAAUGAAGGUGUGUUCACAUUGGGCAACAACGCCUACGGUCAGUGUGGACGAAAGAUCCACAAUAACGAGGAAUAUAGAGGCAGUAUGGCAACACAUAACAUUAAGAAGCUAGGCGUGGAGAAGAUUGUGAAUGUUUGCUGUGGCCAGGAUCAUACUCUGUUCGUAACAGAGGGAGGCAAGGUGUACGCUUGCGGUUGGGGAGCGGAUGGUCAGACUGGGUUGGGCACGUAUGAGAACCAGGCUAUUCCUGCUAUGGUAAAAGGUGAUAUCACUUCUGAGAAGAUCGUGAAGGUGGCUUCUACAGGAGACUGUGUACUAGCUUUAAACGAACAUGGUGAAUUAUUUGGCUGGGGCAAUUCCGAGUAUGGUCAAGUGCCGAUGGCGACCACGCAGCAACAAGUCAAUAUGUCGUAUGCUCUCGUUAGUUUUACAAAAGGUUUGGGCAAAAUAAUUGAUGUAGCUGCCGGCGGAUCUUUCUGUUUGAUUGUAAAUGAGGCAGGCGACGCUUUCGUGUGGGGCUACGGCCUACUAGGCCUUGGACCCAACGUACAGCACUCUCGAACUCCAAAACAGAUACCAGCACCCUUAUUCGGCCGCAACGAAUUUAAUCCGACUAGUAUGGUGCAACAAGUUGCGUGUGGCAUUGGACAUUUAGCGGCGAUUACUAAUUCUGGUGAUUUGUACAUGUGGGGCAGGAAUAGGCAGGGUUGCCUCGGUUUAGGACAUACAAAGGACCAAUAUUUUCCAUUGAAAGUUUCAAUUGGUGCGCAUGUGCUGGAUGUGGCUUGCAGUGUUGAUCAUAGUGUGGCAACCUGUAAGCCGUUUAUAUAA
Arctia plantaginis is the source of this 1362-nucleotide messenger RNA. The record is from the annotation of a GenBank genome assembly. Lineage: Eukaryota; Metazoa; Arthropoda; Insecta; Lepidoptera; Erebidae.